Oncorhynchus nerka (sockeye salmon) is the source of this 3747-nucleotide messenger RNA. Its product is annotated as Krueppel-like factor 11. Gene Ontology annotation, molecular function: RNA polymerase II cis-regulatory region sequence-specific DNA binding; DNA-binding transcription factor activity, RNA polymerase II-specific. NCBI's taxonomy places the organism in Eukaryota, Metazoa, Chordata, Actinopteri, Salmoniformes, Salmonidae. Gene Ontology annotation, biological process: regulation of transcription by RNA polymerase II. The coding region runs from base 147 to 1676 and encodes 509 amino acids. The transcript is spliced from 5 exons. The record is from RefSeq and is a predicted model, not a curated record.
UUUUUUAUCCUGAUGUUUUACACAGCUGAGAGAGGACGUAGUGAAAACGAAUUGAACAGCCAGUCUCUACUGAUCGGGCGGAGUGACACCGCUUCUUUUGUUCCAUAUCCGGUUGAUGCUAAACUUAAUUCAAAUAUACCUAAACAAUGCCUUUACAAAAAUGUUCAGAAAUUGAAGUCUCGUAUGGGAUGAAUGGGAUGGUGAUGGACUAUUGCGGCUCCUAUCUGAAGAGGAAGAGGCACUACAGUGAGCAGUCCUCCCUAGGCUGCAGUCUAGAGUACACAGACCUGGAGGCUGCAGAGGCUCUGGUCUGCAUGAGCUCUUGGGGCCAACACCGCCCCAACCCCUGCAAACCCAGACCCCUUACCCCCGCCUCGGACUCCUGCGACUCCCUUUUGCCUCCGGACCCACCGGAGACCCCCAAAGACUUUGUCUCGCUCUCCUCCCUGUGUAUGACACCUCCUCACAGCCCCAGCUUUGCUGAAACCCCCACCAGCGCUGCCAUCCACACAAGCACCUCUCCUCUGAGCCGGCCCAGCUCCAGCCUUUCUGUAAGGGUCUGUGGGGUCCCACGACCGCCCAUGGCCUCUAUUGCAGAGUCCCCAACCACUGGAAAGACCCCACCACCGGCACCCUGCCGAGCAAUGGUAACCAGCGUCAUCCGCCACACCGCAGACACACAGCCCUGCGAGCAAAUUCCAGCACACCCCACCGAGCAACAGAGGAUCUCAGAGCUGGUGGUCCAUCAACAGCACACAGUAAAGACUGAACAGAGCAGCAAACCUCCCUUCACACCCAACCUCGCCCUCAUCUCUUCCUGUAGGGAACAGCCAGUCAAGACUGAGAAGGAAGAGCCAAAGGCUAUCCACUGUAAGGAGAGCCCCUCCCCUCCUCCCGCUAACACCCAAUCACAAAACAGCCUGCCCACACGCCUCUCCCCGCCCCCCACCUCCAUUCCUCCAAUCAUCUGCCAGAUGUUCCCGGUGACCAGCCAAUCAGGGAUGAUCUCAGCGUUCAUCCAGGGCCCGAUGCAGACAUCCAGGACCCCCACAUCCAUCCUGCCCCAGUCUGGCCCUCUAGGGGCCCUCCAGCAGCCCUUCCUCAUGGGCCAAGCUAUGCCCCAGGGCACGGUGAUGCUGGUUCUCCCCCAGUCCCACAUGUCUCAGGCACCCCACUGCUCCCCACAGACUGUCAUGACCCUGGGCCACACCAAGCUGCUACCUCUGGCCCCCGCCCCGGUCUACGUGCCCGCCGGACCCUGCAGCGCCACGAAGAUGGACUUCUCCCGCCGGAGGAACUACGUGUGCAACUUCCCCGGCUGCAGGAAGACUUACUUCAAGAGCUCCCACCUCAAGGCACACCUCCGAACACACACAGGUGAGAAGCCCUUCAGUUGCAGUUGGGAGGGCUGCGACAAGAAGUUUGCGCGCUCCGACGAGCUCUCGCGUCAUCGGCGGACCCACACGGGCGAGAAGAAGUUUGUGUGUCCCGUGUGCGAACGGCGCUUUAUGCGUAGCGACCACCUGACCAAACAUGCCCGCCGUCAUAUGACCAGCAAGAAGACCCCCUCCUGGCAGGCUGAGGUGCGCAGCCCCAACAAAAUGUCCUCUCCCAAGCCUCUGCCGUCAAACCCUGCCUCACUCUCCCUCAGUAUGCUGGUACCUGCCUUAAACUAGACUCUGCCCAACACUACCCACUAGUGACUUCUUACCCAAAAAAACCAUGACAUGGAUAGGGGGGGCAGCCAAGCACACAAGGCUGCCAUUUUACUCAUGGAGAAUGUCUGAAGACAUGCACUGGACUCUGUAUUUUUUUUCUUUUACUGCUCAUUUGUACAUUUUUGUUUUGCAGAAGGCAUUGUUUUGUUUACUUUUCAGAUAUUUUACACAAUUGUAUGUAUGUAUGCACUCUUUUGCCAAAGCCUUUGUAAUGAAGUUUGUCUUUUACAUUUCACCUGUCUUCUUUGUAUGUAUAUUUGUACAUAAUAUCUAUGUGAUUGUGUUGUAUUUCAAACUACAUUUGUUAAUUUGGGAAAAUGACUUAAUUGUGUAAAAAAAUCUAUGUGGAUAGUAAUCUAUACUGUGAUAAUUACUUACUGACUUUUCAUAUUAUUUAAUACACAUUUGUAAUAAAGACAUAUUAUUAACUGGUGUGUUUUUAGCAAAUGUUCAUUUGACCUUAGAUGGUCCUUUUAGAAGAAAUCAGAACAGCCCUCUAGUUAGUCAGCAUUCCUUUCCAGUCACUCCCCCAGUUAUAUGGUAGAGGAAUAGAGUGGUGUCUUGCCACAUCCUAUGUGAGUCAGUCAGCUGAAACACUUCCUGUUCAAUAUGCUGACUGAUCACAGCUCUGGACUGGACCACAUCCUGUUGGUUUAGUGGAACAGGCCAAAGGACUUUUUGUCCCAUUCAGCAGCUCUAAUCCAAACUAUGCUAUGUAUAGGCACUCAUAUCCUUGCCUCUGUACUUAUAAGCCUGGCCGACUGGUGUAUGCCCUGUGAUACAGGACCUGAGCCCUAGGACCAUGCCUCAGGACUACCUGGCAUGAUGACUCCUUGCUGUUCCCAGUUCACCUGGCCGUACUGCUGCCCUAGUUUCAACUGUUCUGCCUGCGACUAUGGAAUCCUGACCUGUUCACCGGACGUGCUACCUGUCCCAGACCUGCUGUUUUCAACUCUCUAGAGACAGCAGGAGUGGUAGAGAUACUCUUAAUGAUCGGCUAUGAAAAGCCAACUGACAUUUACUCCUGAGGUGCUGACUUGCUGCACCCUCGACAACUACUGUGAUUAUUAUUAUUUGACCAUGCUGGUCAUUUAUGAACAUUUGAACAUCUUGGCCAUGUUCUGUUAUAAUCUCCACCCGGCAUACCCAGAAGAGGACUGGCCACCCCUCAUAGCCUGGUUCCUCUCUAGGUUUCUUCCUAGGUUUUGGCCUUUCUAGGGAGUUUUUCCUAGCCACUGUGCUUCUACACCUGCAUUGCUUGCUGUUUGGGGUUUUAGGCUGGGUUUCUGUACAGCACUUUGAGAUAUCAGCUGAUGUACGAAGGGCUAUAUAAAUACAUUUGAUUUGAUUUUGAUUUGAUUUGAACCCAGACGACCCUGGGCUAAUUGUGCGCCGGGACUCCUAAUCACAGCCGGUUGUGAUACAGCCUGGAAUCAAACCAGGGUCUGUAGUGACGCCUCUAGCACUAAGAUGCAGUGCCUUUAGACCGCUGUGCCACUCGGGAGCUUUUCACUUUUUUCCGCAUUGAGGAACCAUCUCCAAAAUUCCAUUGAACUUUUCUAGACUCUCUUCAGCAGACAGAGACGGCAAAGAAACGUUUAAAUGAUUGUGAAGGUAACUUUGUUCACAAGCUGUGGUCUUUGUAUAAUUGUGCUAUGCCAUGCUUGUUGAUUAUUUCUGUGCUUUCAAGACAACUGGGAACUAUGGGAAAAAAUGAGAUCAAAUCAGGACAUCGGUGAUGUUCAGGUCGGAAAGUCGGAGCUCUAGAAAGAUGCAUUUAUCCUGAUCUGGUAUUAAUUUGUUAUUAAUUUGUUAUUGGGAUCGAUAGAGAUAUGGUAUUCUACCUACAAAAAAUCUCCUGUUGAUUAUUUAUUGGUGUAAUGCAUAGAUAGAUCAGCAGACAUCUGCCGUUUUAAAGAUGUAAGAAGUGGAACCUUGUGUAUUAACAUUUACAUUGAUUAUGCUGCUUGGUUGUACAAAAGAAUGACAUGGUAAAAUGAUAAGCUAGCUCAUAAACUGAGUUAUGUUA